Messenger RNA from Lagopus leucura (white-tailed ptarmigan), 2325 nucleotides. RefSeq names its product solute carrier family 9 member A4 (gene SLC9A4). Gene Ontology annotation, cellular component: membrane. Gene Ontology annotation, biological process: proton transmembrane transport; sodium ion transport; regulation of pH. Gene Ontology annotation, molecular function: sodium:proton antiporter activity. Bases 1 to 2325 code for a protein of 774 amino acids. The transcript is spliced from 12 exons. NCBI's taxonomy places the organism in Eukaryota, Metazoa, Chordata, Aves, Galliformes, Phasianidae. The record is from RefSeq and is a predicted model, not a curated record.
AUGAAGAUGCUGAGUUACUUGCUGUCACUGUUGACUCUGGCAUGCCCUUCUGCUGCUGCUUAUUUGGAUGAGCCUAGCCUGGGUAGUAGUUUGUUGCCUCACUAUGAACAUGAUCGUGCUGAUGCUGUUGACUCUUCACAAAAUAAGAGGCUGCAGGUUUUCACAGUGGACUACAACAAUGUGCAGAUUCCAUAUGAAGUCACUCUUUGGAUACUUCUUGCCUCUCUUGCAAAAAUAGGUUUCCAUCUCUAUCACCGAUUACCAAGACUCAUGCCUGAAAGCUGCAUCCUGAUUGCCAUUGGAGCACUAGUUGGAGCGAUCAUCUUUGGUACUGACCACAAAUCCCCACCGGUGAUGAACACAAGUAUUUAUUUCUUGUAUCUCCUUCCACCCAUUGUGCUGGAAGAGGGUUAUUUCAUGCCAACUCGUCCAUUCUUUGAAAACCUUGGGUCCAUCUUGUGGUGGUCCGUGCUAGGAUCUCUGCUGAACUCAUUUGGGAUUGGCCUCUCCCUCUAUGGCAUUUGCCAGAUUGAAGUCUUUGGUCUGACUGACCUGAACCUGCUGCAGAACCUGCUCUUUGGCAGCAUGAUCUCAGCUGUGGAUCCUGUGGCAGCUCUGGAAGUUUUUGAAGAAGCUUCUGUUAAUGAGCAGCUUCACAUGAUGAUUUUUGGAGAAUCAUUGCUGAAUGAUGGCAUAACUGUGGUGUUGUACAACAUCUUCAUCGCCUUCACCCAGAUGCACAAGUACGAAGAGAUUGAAUCCAUUGAUAUCCUCGCUGGCUUUGCUCGCUUCUUCGUUGUGGGUCUGGGUGGCAUGCUGUUUGGUGUUGUCUUCGGGUUUGUUUCAGCCCUCAUGACUCGAUUCACCCACAACGUCUCCGCUAUUGAACCCCUGCUGGUCUUCAUGUUCAGCUACCUGUCAUACUUGUGUGCUGAAAUCCUUUACGUCUCAGGUAUCUUGGCGAUGACAGCAUGUGCAGUGACUAUGAAAAAAUAUGUGGAGGAGAAUGUUUCCCAGAAUUCCUACACAACAAUAAAAUACUUCAUGAAGAUGUUGAGCAGCGUCAGCGAGACCCUGAUCUUUGUUUUCAUGGGAGUGUCUACAGUGGGGAAAAAUCAUGAGUGGAACUGGGCUUUUAUUUGCUUCACUCUGCUUUUCUGCCUCAUUUGGAGGACACUAAGUGUAUUUGCCCUCUUCUACGUUAGUAACAAGUUCCGAACGUAUCCUUUCACCUUCAAAGACCAACUCAUUAUUUCCUACAGUGGUCUUCGAGGAGCCAGCAGCUUUUCUCUUGCGUUCUUGCUUCCAGUGAAACUCUUCCCAAGAAAAAAAUUGUUCAUAACUGCUACACUUGUAGUUAUAUAUUUCACUGUGUUCAUCCAGGGAAUCACGAUUGGACCAUUGGUCAGAUAUCUGGAUGUUAAAAAGACCAACAAAAAGGAGUCCAUCAAUGAAGAAAUUCACAUGCGAUUGAUGGAUCAUUUGAAGGCUGGUGUUGAAGAUAUAUGUGGACAUUGGAGUCAUUACCAGCUGAGAGAUAAAUUUAAGAAGUUUGACAACAAGUAUUUGAAGAAAAUCUUAAUUCGGGAACAUCAACCCAAAUCCAGCAUUGUGUCAUUGUAUAAAAAGAUGGAAAUAAAACUGGCCAUUGAGAUGGCUGAGAAUGCCAUGAAAAUUUCAGAAUCUUCCACAGCUUCUUUACAGCACUGUAGAAACCGGCGUGAUACCAAGCUCUCCCCUGCAGAGGUGGAGUCCAUGAGGGAUGUCCUGGCCCAUAACCUGUACCAAGUGCGACAAAGGGCAUCAUCAUACAACCGCCACAACCUGCCUUCCAGUGCCAGCGAGAAACAGGCCCAGGAAAUCCUCAUCCGUCGGCAGCACAGCCUGAGGCAGAGUUCUAGGAAGGGGAAUAGCUUACCUUGUGGUAGACCGGUUAAUGCCACAAGUGUGCGCUACCUCUCCUUGCCGCAGGGCCACAGUGGCCAGCCCACUAGGCAGAAAGCCAGGCAUGUUACUUUUACAGAUCACCCUAGAAGUAUCUCUGAGGCUGGGAUCCCAGUAAAGUUCAAACCCCAGCCCCGACUACGGCCACUCGUAGCAAAGCACAGCCAGGAGGAGCUGGUUCCAAUGGCACACUUGGAUAGAUGCGACCAUUCGUCCCAUUUGUCAGGUCGAAGAGGAAAUACGAUCAAUCGUCAUCAUUUCACCAGAGCAGACAAUCGAGCUGCAAUAUCAAAGCCUCGAGGCAUUGUGAGAAAACGACAGGGGUAUGAGUCAGAAGAAGAGACAGCAAUGAUGGCACCAGCCAGGCCAUUAGAUAUAUGA